Daldinia childiae is the source of this 2403-nucleotide messenger RNA. Its product is annotated as GTPase-binding protein rid1. Gene Ontology annotation, biological process: actin cytoskeleton organization. The transcript is spliced from 3 exons. Gene Ontology annotation, molecular function: actin binding; small GTPase binding. The coding region runs from base 1 to 2403 and encodes 800 amino acids. NCBI's taxonomy places the organism in Eukaryota, Fungi, Ascomycota, Sordariomycetes, Xylariales, Hypoxylaceae. The record is from RefSeq and is a predicted model, not a curated record.
AUGGCAUCAAUCAACGAGUAUCAUGUUUCAGCAAACAUUGGUCCUAGUGCAGGACGACCGCAACAGCAUCAGCGCUCUAAAUCCAAAGGCAAUAUUCUCAAAACUUGGAUUCAUAGAAGAAACAAUUCCGAUGGCUCUCCCCUACCACCUACCGAGUUAAUUCCACCAAAUUAUAUUCCAGAAUCAUCCUCAUCCAGACAAGAGAUAGGUGGAUUUCCAAAUUUCUCUCGACCGGCCGCCCUCGGCGAGAUCCAGCAGAAUCAAAUUAGCAUUGUUCCUCGAUCACCACCCAAGCAGUACGAGCUACCGAGCGCUCCACCAUCCCCAACCAAGAAGAGCUACAAUACAGUAUCAGCGAAACCAAUGACUACAAAGGAGGCAGAGAAACUAGCUAAGCUAGCCAAGCAGAACGAAGGCAAACCCAAGAAAACAAAGUCCGCUACGAACCUCGUAGGCUUCCUAAGUCGCCCCAAGAGCACGAAGAAUCUGCAAGCAACAGUUACCGAAGACGAGAUGCGUUUCAAGAAGAACAAAGAGAAUCACCCUCCCUAUGAGACACCUCAGCGACCUCCGAUCUACGCUCAGUUCUCGAGCGGCGCUCUAGAGAAGCAGAAUGAGCAGGAUUGCGCGAAGAAUACUCACAGCCUGGACGUCCCUAGCUACCCCUCCUCGAAGAGCGGCGGGUCGAGCACCCGCGCCGGAAAAGAACGACCCAAAUCCGGGAGCAGCGGCAAGACCUCGCCGUCUAAGAUACAGCGCGGUCUCAGGCUGUUCACCGGCGGCUCCGGGUCGCAAAGCAGGCCCACCUCGGCCGGGCCUGUCGAGCCUGUACUCGACCCCAAGGAUAUUGACAAGCACCUCGAGGCCAUGCUAGACCGACGAAAUAUUCCCGAGCACCAGAGGUACAAGAUGCGCAACCUAGCAGAUACCAUCAAGAUGGAAUUCAUAAGGCAAGACUGGGCUGAGAGUCGCGGCCUGCAUGGCACUCGGCCCGAGAGCCACGGUAGCGACUCAAGCAUCAGCGUCGCGCAGGCGAAUGAGAACCGCAAGACGAAGAAAUCUCGAGGCCGGAGCUUUACAUUAUCGCGGGGCAAGAAGUCGGGGACGUCUUCUCCCAAAAAGCAGAAGGGCGAGGGUUCCAUAGGACGGCACUUUCGCAGUCGGUCCACGGACAGUGUUGCAAGCGAGCGGCCUUGUUCCGCUGGGUCGGGUACCGGCGGCGGCAUCUUCUCCAAGGUAAAGUCGCAGCAGGGCCCCGUAGACUUCGUCGCCUACCUGCGUAAGGUCCAGAAGCCACAGUCGGUGGAGGUUGGCAAGCUGCACAAGCUGCGUCUGCUGCUGCGCAACGAGACGGUGGCAUGGACUGAAGAAUUCAUACGACAGGGCGGGAUGCAGGAGAUCGUGGCGUUGCUGCAUCGCAUCAUGGAGGUCGAGUGGAGAGAGGAACACGAAGAUGCUCUUCUGCAUGAAAAUCUCCUCUGCCUCAAGGCGCUGUGCACUACAGCCCUCGCACUGCAGUACCUCAAUUCGAUCCAAGCAACGCUGUUCCCGGCCCUACUACGUAUGCUCUUUGACCCCGAGAAGAAGGGCCCAAGCGAGUUUACCACUCGUAAUAUCAUCACCUCUGUGUUAUUCACUUACAUACAAUCUGCCGCACCCUCUGACCGUCCCGUCCGCGCCAAGACCGUACUUGGCCAUCUACGCGACCCAGAGCCAAAGGAAGCAGAACGACCAAUCGGUUUCGUCCUCGAAAUGCACCGAGAACGCCCCUACCGCGUAUGGUGCAAGGAGGCCGUUGGUGUUACGAAAGAAGUAUUCUGGAUAUUUCUGCACCACCUGAAUGUAGUCUACCUGCCGCAAGAAAAGGAAGCCAGAGAAAGGGCUGGCCCGUCCGGAAUCGACAGCGCUACCUACAUGCAGACGCAUUUCCCGCAAGAGAGGCCCCCGGUCCCCGCCGCCCCCUACGUCGGCGGCGUAGAGUGGGAUGCCACAAACUAUCUAGCUUCGCAUCUCGACCUCAUGAACGCAAUUAUUGCCUGCACCCCAACAGCAGAGGAGCGUAACGCUCUGCGCAGCCUAUUUAACAUCUCGGGCUGGGAGCGCUGCAUGGGGGGCAGCUUGCGCCUUUGCAAAGAGAAAUUCUACCCGGGCGUGCAUGACGGGUUACGGACUUGGGUGGCCGCCGCGGCCGAAGAUGCUUGGGACGUGCGAGGCGUGCGCUAUGGACCGCCUGCCGAGCCCAAAAGCCCGCGCAAGAACCAGGCGGGAGGCGGUGGGAAUAAAGGUAAGAAAAAGGAGGAGGCGCCGCCACGGAUCGACAUGCCAAAGUUCAAUCUUGGCUCCGACGCUGCACGUAGCGCGGCUACUCCCGCAGGACGGUCAAGCGAGAACUGGCUCUCGUAG